Messenger RNA from Lactuca saligna, 330 nucleotides. The record is from the annotation of a GenBank genome assembly. Lineage: Eukaryota; Viridiplantae; Streptophyta; Magnoliopsida; Asterales; Asteraceae.
AUGGGAGAUUUGAUGGAAACGAGAAACAAAGGCAGGAUAGGGGUGGUCUUCAAAUUCGAGGGCAUAGAAACAGAAGAAUUCAAGCCUCCUUUAACUGGCUUCUAUCAAAUGGUGCUUUCAUUUCCGUUCAUCAUGCCUCCCCGUCAAGAUCUGUUCACUGAUAUCACACACCUAAGUAUCUGCGAGCAACUCUCCACGCUCAUCGUCAUUUCCACCGCUAAUAUCCACCGUCUUGAUGCAAUUAUCAUGCAAAUUGCCACUAUCAACACCGUCAUCGACCUUCAAAUUGGAACGAUCGCUAAACUGAUCCCGCCUCCACCACUGAAUUAG